Messenger RNA from Chaetura pelagica (chimney swift), 555 nucleotides. It is a transcript of the gene IRX4, whose product is annotated as iroquois homeobox 4. The coding region runs from base 1 to 555 and encodes 184 amino acids. Gene Ontology annotation, biological process: cell development; neuron differentiation; regulation of transcription by RNA polymerase II. NCBI's taxonomy places the organism in Eukaryota, Metazoa, Chordata, Aves, Apodiformes, Apodidae. The record is from RefSeq and is a predicted model, not a curated record. The transcript has 2 exons. Gene Ontology annotation, molecular function: DNA-binding transcription factor activity, RNA polymerase II-specific; RNA polymerase II cis-regulatory region sequence-specific DNA binding. Gene Ontology annotation, cellular component: nucleus.
AUGUCAUAUCCUCAGUUUGGCUACCCUUACUCCUCUGCACCCCAGACGGCGGCGGAGGAGUGCGGCCUCGACGUGCUCGGCGCCCGGCAGCGCGGCUGCGAGUCCAAAAUGUGCUUCCAGCAGCAGGGCCAGCAGCUGCUGGAGGCCAAGCCCAGGAUCUGGUCCUUGGCGCACACCGCCACGUCCCUCAACCAGGCCGAGUACCCCUCCUGCAUGCUGAAGCGGCCGGGGGGCUCAGCCGCCACCGCCGCCUCCGCCCCGGUCGGGGUCAUCGACAGGCACCAGGAUUCGCCGGUCACCAGCCUGAGGAACUGGGUGGACGGGGUGUUUCACGACCCCCUGUUCAGGCACAGUACUUUGAACCAAGCCCUGAGCAACACGACAGUUUCCUGGGCUACCACCAAAGGAGCCAUUCUGGAAACGGGCGCUUUGGGACGCGCGGUGGGGAACGGCGCCAACGUGCUCAAGGGGCAGCUCUCAAACUUGGCCCACCAGGACUCGAACAAAGAGUUUCUGGCGUUUCCCAAAUCAGGAAGCAAAAUGUUUUGUUCCUAA